AACUGAACCUUGUUACGUAUUAAGAAUUCUCCUCGCCCAGGAAGUUGUAGUUUCACCAGGACGCCUGUCCUAAUCGUGGUAGGAUGCAGCGUAUGGUGCCCUACGGACUGGGAAGGCUGCUGGUGAGGAGCAACACGUCCAGCACUACCAGGAAAUGGCUUAUAAACAAAAGCUGCUGCGCCGCACUCCCUACCAGGAACUUUGCCCAGAACAAGGAACCUAAAGUGACCUCGGAUCACUGCUCCGGCACGCUGGCAGAGGUGAUCCAGAAAAUACAAGAGCAAUCCGGCGUUGAUGUAGGUUACCACACCAUACCCAAGGCGCGGGACCACCUCCUGAAGCACCAGCCAAAGCACGAGGAUCUGCCGCCGAGGACAAUGCUCGACUCCCAUACCAUGGUCAUUCUGCCUCUGAGUGCCAGUGAACUGAUCCGUGAGCGGUAUGUGAAUCACCUUGGGCGGGUUAGGCUGGGACGUAUUAUGGAGGAGCUGGACAUGUUCGCCGUAUGGAUAUGCCAUCGUCAUGUCAAGCUACCGGCCCUGCCCGAAGGAGUCCCGCUUCCCUACACCUUCGUCACCCUGCUGGUGGACAAGGUGGAUUUCAUCAACCUAGAGAGGUUGCAGGUCAACCAGGACAUCCAGAUCAGUGGACACGUUUCUUGGACGGGUCGCAGCUCAAUGGAGAUCAUCAUCUAUGUCAGACAGCUUGCCCACGGCGAAUACAUCGAUGUGACGAAGGCCAUUUUUGUGAUGGUGGCCAGGAAUGCCACGAAUACGGGUGCGGCACCCAUAAAUCCCCUCCAGGUGGGUGAUGAGACGGAGGCAUUGAUUCAACAGGCGGCGGAGAAGCGUCAGAAGACGCGGCGUAUAACGGCCCAGGACUCUGUAUUUAAUUCCCCGCCCAGGGAGCACGAACAGACAAUCAUGUACGAGAUCCUCAAGAGGACGACGCCUCUAAACGGGAUGGACUUAAACAAGCGCGUCCUUCCGCCGAAAUGCCGCUGGAUGGAGGACUCCCUGCAGACGACGAUGAUUGCCCCGUUUCCGGAGAACCGGAAUGCCCAGAACACCAUUUUCGGUGGCUACCUGAUGCGCCAGGCCGUCGAGAUAAGCUUCAUUAUGGCCAGCAUCUACCUGGGAGACCGCCCCAUCCUCAAGUGCAUCUCGGACAUCAGCUUUAUGCAUCCUGUGCAUGUGAACACCUUUCUCCAGCUUACCGCCCACGUCGUCUACACCGCUCAGAACUACGUACAGCUGAUGACCGUCGCCCAGGUGUGGGAUCUCAAAAGCGUCGAUAAGGUCCAGACCACCAAUGUCUUCUAUCUCACCUACCGGGCGGACAAGAUACUGGACGAGGUGCUGCCGCGAUCCUACCGCGAGAUGUUGUGGCAUAUCCACGGCCGAAGGAAACUGCUGGCGGCUCUCAAUCUGCAGCCGGAGUACCCCGAUCCACCGCCUAUAAAAAAUGAGUUUAAUAUAAGCACGUAACCAAUGGAUUACUCAGCUCUAAUAUUUUCGUCAAAAUUUGAAGUGAUUUGUUGUUUUAUAGAACACAAAAUGAUGUCUUUAUGGAUUGUUCAAAUCCUAAUAAAGUUGCUCUAUCCAUGGA
Messenger RNA from Drosophila serrata, 1608 nucleotides. RefSeq names its product acyl-coenzyme A thioesterase 9, mitochondrial. Gene Ontology annotation, cellular component: mitochondrion. The record is from RefSeq and is a predicted model, not a curated record. Gene Ontology annotation, biological process: acyl-CoA metabolic process. NCBI's taxonomy places the organism in Eukaryota, Metazoa, Arthropoda, Insecta, Diptera, Drosophilidae. Gene Ontology annotation, molecular function: fatty acyl-CoA hydrolase activity.